Messenger RNA from Micromonas pusilla CCMP1545, 828 nucleotides. RefSeq lists its product as uncharacterized. The transcript is spliced from 2 exons. Gene Ontology annotation, molecular function: catalytic activity. The record is from RefSeq and is a predicted model, not a curated record. Bases 1 to 828 code for a protein of 275 amino acids. Lineage: Eukaryota; Viridiplantae; Chlorophyta; Mamiellophyceae; Mamiellales; Mamiellaceae.
AUGACGUCGCCUCUCGCGACGACGCGCGUCGCCGUCGCGGACGCGUCCGCACGCCGACGAACGCGCGGAAGCUCCGCCGCGAAGAAGAUUUCCGCGAAGAAGAACGCCUCCUCGCGCCGCGCCGUCGCGCCCGCCGCCGCGCCCGCCGCGGAGUCCGCGACGACGUCCAUCGACUGGGAGAAGCUCGACGCGGAGUUCCAAGACGCCACGACGAUCGCGAUCCUGGACCGCGCGCUCGAGAUUUUCGGCGACACGCUCGCCAUCGCGUUCAGCGGCGCGGAGGACGUCGCGCUGAUCCAAUACGCGUCGCUCACGGGCCGACCCUUCCGCGUCUUCUCCCUGGACACGGGUCGGCUGAACCCGGAGACGUACCAGCUCUUCGACGACGUGGAGAAGCACUUCGGGAUCAAGAUCGAGUUCACGUUCCCGGACGAGGACGCGGUCGUGGAGCUCGUGAACGAGAAGGGCAUGUUCUCCUUCUACGAGGACGGCCACAAGGCGCGACUUCACUUCCCGGCGUCUCUCGCUUUCAAUCCCCGAACGCGAUGCCUUUCAACUCCACCCCUGACGUGCCUUUCAACGCCUUUCAACGGCCACAAGGAGUGCUGCGGCGUUCGGAAAGUCCAGCCGCUGCGCAAGAAGCUGAAAACCCUCAACGCGUGGGUCACCGGGCAGCGGAAGGACCAGAGCCCCGGGACGCGAAUGGCCGUCCCCGCGGUGCAGAUCGACCCGGUGUUCGAGGGCGCGAGCGGCGGCGCCGGGUCGCUCGUGAAGUUCAACCCGCUCACCAACGCGACGUCGCAAGGUGCGUUCUUCUCACACUGGUAA